Messenger RNA from Microcebus murinus (gray mouse lemur), 3272 nucleotides. NCBI's taxonomy places the organism in Eukaryota, Metazoa, Chordata, Mammalia, Primates, Cheirogaleidae. The record is from RefSeq and is a predicted model, not a curated record.
CAAGCAUCUCUGUACUCACCCUGCCUCAUUCUCCACUUCCCUCUACAAGUAUAGUACGUUUUCCAGGAGUCCUUAGUGUAAGUGGGUAAAGGAGGAAGCCACUCUGUGAGGCUGUGGUACAUUUAUUUUUCAAUUUCAAUUAAAGAUUAUCUGAGAAAAUAUCCAAGGAAAAGUAACUGCAGGACCAGCCCAAACUGCCCCUACUGUGUAGAUAACAGAAUGUCAAGUUAUCUUAGGUAUAAGAGAGCCAAAACUGCAAGUCAUAUAUUCUAGACAUGGCACAACAGAAAAAGCUUUGACCUCUAACGACAUCCAGAACCAACAUUUCCUCUUCGCAGAACCAAGAAGAUGAGGGAUAUGACAGGAAGCCAAAUGCUGGAAACAUCCCAAUAGCAAGGGGUCUGUUGGCUGGGAAAAUACAGUGCGCAAAUCCACCUCAACAAACCUUUCAGUAAGUGAUCAAAUUCAAAGCCCUCCAAUCAGACCCUGCCAAGCCAACAUUCCAAAUACUUUCCCUUGUCCCCCCACCCCUUAAAACUUGCCCCAGAGCCCAAAUAGGGGAGCUAUAUUUGAGCCACACCUCCUGUCUCCUUGCUAGUUGGCCUCACAACAAAGCCUUUCUUUUCUCAAAAGCAGGUGCCAUAAUAUUGGCCUCUGUGUGCAUCAGUGAGCCCACUGCAGAGUAACAGAAAUAUAUACCUAACUAUUAGCGACAAAAUAUAUGUAUGGGCGGGUUCUUAUCUUAAGGACCAUUAUGUCCUCCUGUGAAAACAUGGGGGUUGCAGGUACCAAACCUGUCCCUUAAAAACGUCAAUAAUUGGAGUAUAACCACCCUGGAAGGGAAGCUUAACAUGACUAGCUCCUUUGGGCUUCAGACGUCCCUGCAGUAAGAUCCUUUAGGUUAAAGGCUUCUGCUGAGCUCUGCACUGGGCUAGAAGAUAGGUGACAACCAUGCAAACUCCCGGGGAGAUAAGAAAGGUAUACAAAAAAGUAACAAGGCUAUGUUAACGAUUAUUAGGAACAUCCUGACCUUAGGCCUCCAAAGUUAACUGAUCAAGAGCAAAGAAGUUUCACAACCUCCUCAGGCCCUGGCUGAUGCCCAGAUGUCUGCAGUUCUAGGCUACCUCUCACAAUCCAAAUUCCACCCCCUUCCCCUUCCCUUAAGAGAAAAAUGAGCCUAAAGUUCACACUAACUUAAGGUGCUUCUUUGGGACAGUAGUCUGCCUGGUCUCAGUUUGCCAUUCGGAAUAAAAGUUGCUUUCCUUCGCCCCACACCUUGCCUCUGGACUCAUUGUCUUGAGGGCGAGUGGUAGGAGCUUUAACUCGGUUACAAUGGGAUUAGGUGAAAGUGGUGUUCAGCCAUGGAACCACAAUAGGCUCCCCCGUCUGUGACCUUUGGUAAGUCAUGGGACCUUUGGAUUUAUUUUCUGUAAAAUGGGAACGACCUGAGUCACCGAAAGAGUAAAUGAAAUAACGUAGUACUUUGAGAAGUACCAAAGCCAGCUCGCCCAGCGGGACGCGGAGGAGAGCAGCACGGGGCCAUCCCCAGCGCCUGGGCUCCCUCUGCCCGCAGCAAGACUCGUCCCCAUGGCAACCGCUCCCGCGUUCCCGGCCCGCCGCUACCCAGCCGCCAAGACCGGAAGCAGUUGCAAGGGGGCGCGUCCCGCGUUUCUCCUCGGCAGCCCUGGGUCCGUCCUUUCCCAGUCCAGAGGAGUGUUCAUAAGGAGAGCUCCACCUCUUUGAGGAUUUAAGCCUAGCAGUACUGGGCUAUUGCCAGUCAAAAUGUCUGCAAAAUUGAGAGAGUCAUCAACGCUUCUAACACAAACUUCAGAGGAGCCUGAUGGGAUUCUGAUAGUGAAGAUGGAAGAGGAAGAACAGGCCUGUGAUCUGGACUCUAGCCUCCACUGGAGCAGCUGCUACAACCCAGAGACAUUCCGGCAGCAGUUCAGGCCGUUUGGCUACCAGGAUUCACCUGGGCUUCAAGAGCCUCUGAGCUGGCUCAGGGAACUUUGUCAUCUCUGGCUAAGGCCAGAGGUUCACACCAAGGAGCAGAUUCUAGGGCUACUGGUGCUGGAGCAGUUCCUGGUCCUCCUUCUAGAAGCGCUGUAGGCCCGGGUGCAGAAGCAUCAUCCAAAGAGUGGAGAGGAAGCUGUGAGUCUGGAGGACGCGGAGAGAGAGCUGGAUGGGCCUGAACAGGUCUUCUUUUUUGAACAAAGAAAGGAUGUGAUUGCAGAGAAGCUUGCAGCUUGGGAAAUGACCGAGGAGUUGCCAAGUAGCCAGCCUAAGCCUGUGAAGAAGCAGCUGCAGUGGGCAUCAGGGGAAUUGCACUCCUUAAGACCAACCGAAAAAGACACCAAAAAUAUAAAUAUAAAAUCAGCUUCAAGGCAAAAGACUUCUUUAGGCAUAGAACUGCAUUAUGAUGUCGCUAGCACCCUUCAUAUAAAUGCCUCCCAGAGUUCUACACAUGGAGGAACCUGUGAACCAGAUGGCAGGUUUGAAAGAAGAAAGAAACAACAGUGUGAUGAAUGUGGAAGAAUCUUUAGUCAGAGCUCAGCCCUUAUUUUACAUUGGAGAAUCCAUAGUGGAGAGAGACCUUAUGCAUGUGAUGAGUGUGCAAAGGCCUUCAGCCAAAGUGCAAUUCUGAUUCAGCAUCGAAGAAUCCACACGGGGGAAAAACCCUACAAGUGUCAUGAAUGUGGCAAAGCCUUUAGUCAGAGCUCGAAUCUUUUUAAACAUAGGAAAAGACACAUUAGUGAAAAAGUCCCAUCAGUAUCAUGAGGGAAUCAAAGCAUUUACAUACAGUUUUCUUAGCAUGAAAGAAGAGAGAAGGGGAAAACACUUCUUUAGUAUAAAUCUGUGGUUUUAGUGGUCACUAGUCUCCUUUCAAGAGUCAUAAAAGCCACAGAAGAGAAUGUAGAAUAUCUCAUGUCACAUUAUUUUCUUUUCUGUUUAUAAAUGCAAUGCCAUUCAGAUGUUUGAGGUUCCAAAGUUUAAUUCAGAUUUCUAUUCCUAAGCAGCCCUUGAAAAGACAUUCUCAGACAUGUUCUAUUUCCAAUAUUAAUACAAAUAAUGAACUAGUAUAUUUCGUUUUAGAUAAGUAUUUUUUUCCCUGUUAAGAAGGAAUAUGUGAGUUACUCAGUGUAAAAAUAAAUAUUUUCCAUUUUAUAACUUGAGCACUAGUAUUCUAACAGCCAAAGAUUAAGGAAUUAAAAAAAAAAAUUCCUGGCCAGGUGUUACGGUUCAUUUCUGUAAUCCUAGCACUCUGGGAGGCC